Messenger RNA from Asterias rubens (European starfish), 944 nucleotides. RefSeq lists its product as uncharacterized. Lineage: Eukaryota; Metazoa; Echinodermata; Asteroidea; Forcipulatida; Asteriidae. The transcript has 5 exons. The record is from RefSeq and is a predicted model, not a curated record. Bases 234 to 791 code for a protein of 185 amino acids.
UUCUUUUGAAAGGGGAUUAACGUAGACUCAUCAAGGCAGAUUCUACAAGUCACCUGUCGUUGUAAAAUCUUAUGAGAAAUACUUCGUCUCGAGACGCCGUGAUUUUGUUCAUGUCAACGGGUUGAUGUACACUGGACAACACCGACAUUAGUCGUCAGAGCGAACACCACGGGAGAUUCUGUCCAAGUUUGUUUUAAGUUGCGAAUUUGUUUGGAUCGGGGACAUAAAACAGAAUGGUAAAGUUGCUGCAUGUAGCUUUCUGCAUCAUAGCUUUAUCUACAUUGAAAGGUAUGGCAUUGGAGUGUUACUAUUGUAACGACUUUGAUGACACCGGCCCAAACUGUAGCGCCCUCACCGAGCAUUCUAAAUUAGAUGAGUGCGUCUUGGUGGAAGGCUACAAAACUUACUGUAUGUCAUUUCAAGGAAUUGUGGCAUUGGCUCAGCAAGGUAUUUUGGCCGUUCGAACUACUACACAGGUUGGCGAGAUAAAGAGUUGCCUGUCUUGGGCCACUGUCCUCGCACCACCAAAUGCCUCUUGCUAUCAUUUAAGCGAUGCCCGAAGUGGAUAUGAUCUUAAUGGUAUUGUGUUAGAGAGUGUGGCCGAAUCCAUACAAGGUACACAGUGUUACUGCAACCAAACGAAUGGGUGUAACUACAGCAGUACCUACGCUACUGCUGAAAGUAUUAAACCCGAGGCAUCGCCAUACUUUGGAGGAGUUGGCAGUCUCAGACCGAUGAUGUCGCUGUUGCUAAUCCUUCCAGUGGCCACUAUUGUUAAUCACAUCAUAUAGCACCCAACCUUGCAACUUCGAUGACCAAUUCAGCCCAAGUUUUCACAUGAUUGUGAUAUUUCUAUGCAUGUUGGGAAGACACCAAGUGAGAAUAACUGGUCUAUGACAAAUUACCAAAGGUGUCCAGUGUCAGAUCGGUCGAGUUGGUCUUUG